GAGGGGCAUGGUUGGGCAUCUAAUCUCAGCUGGAUCAUCUGCAGUGUUACCAGCUUGUUCAGCCGCUUCUUCCAGCCAUCCUUCGACAACUUCAGUCGGAUGCCAUUCCCCAGAGCACCGGUUCUGGAUUAACAGGCUAACCUUCAAAUAGAGUUCAAAAGCAAGAGGUGCUCCACGGUAACCUUACCGUAGUCUUGUCGCUCGGCGGCGGCAUCCGGGGGCAACGACGAGGCUGACCACAGCGCCGGCCAGCCGACUCAAGCUUGAGCAAUCAAUGCCAUUACCCGGACCAAAAGUGACUACCGGUAUGAAAAAUGGACUUGAACUCCUGUCUGGAGUGGCGCAUUCUUCAACGUGUCGGAUCUGGCGUCGUCGGUAGGCUGGCAUCACACAGGUACAGGCGAGGGCGAGAGGCGACUCCCUAUCAGGCGGCCACCCGCAACAUUGCGUUCGAGAACAACCUUGCGUUUCUCGAGACAGAACUGCGCGAGAUAUUGAAGUGGAGGGUACCUCAAACUGUGCCUCAGGCUUUUUACGACGACCUUGGGACCAAGCUCAAGAGGCUGUGCACUGUGCUCGAGGGGGCGGUCAACUUGUCACUCGUGACUGGGAACAAGGAAGCAUGUCCCGCCACAGGAGAUACGCAGCCAGUCGCCGAACAGGCCAAAGAGUGCGAUGUGCAGUCUUACUCUAACUUCAGGGCCCUGCUAGAGUACUUGGACGACCACUCGGAGAACGCUGACACUUUCGACCUCGACAUUACCAAGGGCCCAAACCCAGCACUCUUCUGUGUACGAGACGUUCAGCAGGCCAAGACGGCCUUAGAAGCGGCUCAUGACUGCAACGAUGCUUUCGUACGGCUCUGCAAAAAAGCUCAAAACUCAGCGCAGCAUACCAUGACCCCAUCUGGGACGGAAUCGUCAGCGAGCACCGACAUCCAGUCUCAGGAGCGAACAAAUGAAGUGCUGCAGUCAUUAUUUGGGGCUUCCUCCUGCGACAUGACCCACGAGGUAUUAUUGUAUCUUUCAGACGAUAUCUAUGACAGCCAGUCACGGCCAACACUCAGCAUGUUCCUAUCCUGUUGUUCACAUCCCGGCACGUGGCAAGAAGCCAAAUGCCUGCCCUACGCCGAACAUUUCCGGGUAGGGGAGAUCCGGAACAUUUGCCAGGAUCUUGAGUGCUGGGCCAGAGGCAAACUAUUCCAGAUCCUCCACGAACAUCAGGGCUUAUUCCAUGCCCUUGAUGAUAUAUCGCCAAUAUCAUCUCUCAAUAUAGAUCCCGGUCAAUCCCUCGGGCACUAUAUAGAAGAAGGAGCAUUUCUUCGCAAUGAUCGGGAGAAACUUCGACCAGCCGAGUUUUUCAGUCCCAGAGAGAAGCAGACUCUGGCGCUGAAACUGGCUCGUUGUCUCCUGGGCUUCUUGGACUCCGAUUCCACUUCGCCCAGUUGGAAUUCUGGAAAAGUAUAUCUCCUCACUCCACCGGGAGUCAAACCACGGAAUGCGUUUCUCUAUCUCGCCUUCAAGAGAGGAAAUGAUCACUCACCUGCAUUCACUAUCGGGUUUGCUGACCCCAUCCUCCUGGAGUUCGCCAAGCUACUGUUGGAGAUUGAUCUUGGCAUCUCGAUCAACCUCAGCCAAUGCCAGGACCGGCAAGCGCAGUGGGGUACCUUGUGCCACUUGCUGUACGACUCUCAGCUGGGCGGCAGUGGGCUGUACGCCGAGGCAGUCAAAGGUUGCCUCUACUUGCAUAAUGAAUUCCUCUCCCGCCCCAGUGACGAGGACCCCAGGGUCUUUUUGCGAAGGAUCAUCCGUCAGGAGGUAGUCAGCAAACUUGAGAUGGCUCUAAACGCGCCGACAGCAUCAAGUGGGAAGCGGCAACGCGAAGAGUCCGACGACGGUCCCAUACCGCAUAACGGUACCGGUAAUGGUGGUCAUGUCAAACCUAGUACGGGGCUGCUUCUUCCAAGUGGAAGUUCUUCCCAUCCGUCUAAAAGGCAACGAAUUGACCUGGCCGAGCAGCGCAGUCGCGAAGGGCAGCGCGAUGCAGACCCGUUACCACAGCCUUUGCCCGCCACUAACGAGCCUUCGACAAGGCGUUCAACGGCGGGUAGGAUGACCGUCUUUCGAGCUCGCGAGGUGCCGUUACAGGACCAGGUUUCUAUCCGUGUCAUAGUCACUGAUAUUAUACGAAAGAAUAUGAGCGACAGUGAAAAGGCGAGCACCAAAAUUGAGGUCAAAGACAUUACACAGUCGACUAUCAAAUACUCCCCUUCAAGGACCGGCAAGAGAGGGACAACGCUAGUCAUCUUUCGUGGCCUUGUCCCCGAACCGUUCAGGGCAGUAAUGAAGAGCAGCGAGGAUAGUGAUGUCUUCUUCAACAACAGUGAGGACGAAGAGGAACUGUCAAUUGAUCUCGAUACUAAAUUUAUCGGCGCAACGCAGCUCUAUGAACCGCGGCCUGAGGUCGAGGUUGUUGCUGACAUCGUCGCUAUCCACGGUCUUAACGGGCAUCCAUACGGAAGCUGGCUCAGCAAGUCCGCAAAGCCUAAGAUGUGGCUAAAGGAUUUCCUCCACGAAGACGCAAACAGCUGUCGCAUAAUAAUCUACGGCUACAAGUCAAAUAUUUUUGACGAGCAGGAGCACCCCCGACACGAGCUCUUUAGCCAAGCAGAGAGACUCAACGCAACAUUAAACAACAUCAGAAACACACCCGAGGUGGGAAACCAGCUCUGCUAUCCUUGGUUGAAGCUCUCAAGCUCCCGGUACUGACAAUCGCAGUCACAAAGAAGGCCCAUUAUUUUUCUUGCCCAUAGCUACGGAGGCUUAGUAUUAGCCCGGACACUUGUGGAAGCUCGAACA
Hyaloscypha bicolor E is the source of this 2858-nucleotide messenger RNA. RefSeq lists its product as uncharacterized. The transcript has 5 exons. Bases 315 to 2768 code for a protein of 817 amino acids. The record is from RefSeq and is a predicted model, not a curated record. Lineage: Eukaryota; Fungi; Ascomycota; Leotiomycetes; Helotiales; Hyaloscyphaceae.